Messenger RNA from Rhodotorula graminis WP1, 2526 nucleotides. RefSeq lists its product as uncharacterized. Gene Ontology annotation, cellular component: ribosome; GARP complex. The transcript is spliced from 13 exons. Lineage: Eukaryota; Fungi; Basidiomycota; Microbotryomycetes; Sporidiobolales; Sporidiobolaceae. The record is from RefSeq and is a predicted model, not a curated record. Bases 1 to 2481 code for a protein of 826 amino acids. Gene Ontology annotation, biological process: endocytic recycling; translation; Golgi to vacuole transport. Gene Ontology annotation, molecular function: structural constituent of ribosome; syntaxin binding.
AUGACCAGCAUAGCUCACAUCAUCGGCUGGGACCCGAAACGCCCUUCCCCCGAGGCCCGCUCCUUCCCUCCUCCCCCUCCUCCACGGCACUCGUCCUACCCGGCCUUGGCUCCUGCCGUUCGCCAACUCGGCACCGACCUACGCACCGCACACGCUGUCGAAAUCGCUCGCACUACCGAGCACGAGCGAGAGCUCGACCGCUCCUUCCUCGAACGCGCAGCCGACUUUGUCGAGCUCCAUGACCAGGUCGACUCGAGCACCCAGCUCUUGUCCGACCUCGCCUCGUUCCUGUCGACCUUCCAAGCCGACCUGUCGGCCGUCUCGGGCCACAUUUCCGAGCUCCAGGGCCGCAGCAAGUCGAUCGAGGCCCGCCUCAAAGCCCGCAAGGCCGUCGAGCGCUCCCUCAACCCGUUCCUGUCGUCCAUCACCAUCGCGCCAUCGCUCAUCUCGACCAUCCUCGACACGGACGUCAACGACGCCUGGAUCCCGGCCGUGCGAGAACUCGACGCCAAGCUCGGCGCCAUUCGAGGUGGCGCCCGGGUCGACAGCCGCCGCAACCUCGACGAGGCUGCAGAGGCUCUUCGUGUCGCUGCCUCGUCCAAGAUCCUGUCGCACCUCGUCUCGCUCCUCAAGCCCUACACCCUCUCGCUGUCGUCCCCCCUGUCGACCCUUCACACCCACCUCGCGUCGCUCAAGCCCCUGUUCGACUUCUUGAGGCGUCACGCGGCGCGCCAGGCGCACGAGUUCCAGAAGGCGUACGCCCAGACGGCGAGGUGGUACCUCGAGACGGGCUUCCGGCGCUACAUCCGGGCGCUCGAGAAGAUCCGCACGGCGCACACGGCGGUGCCCGUCGAGCCGAUUGGGAGUGUCGUCGGCGUGGCAGAUGCGCUCGCCCUCCUGCAGCAGCGCAAAACGACAUCUCCCGCCGGGCGCGCCGCCAUGGCGGGCCCGACGCCCACCUCGGUCGCGCUCGACAACGCCCAGGUCGGCUCGAGCAAGCCGGGCGGCAUCAUCCUCGCGCACUCGGCCAACGACCGCUCCUUCCACCCGCCGCCCGAGGCCCUCUUCCGCUCGGCGUCGCUCGUCCUCGCCGACAACGCCUCGACCGAGCACGCCUUCCUCGCCUCGUUCUUCGGGCACCACUCGUCGCUCUCGCUCGACGCCGCACCGACCUCCUCCUCCUCCGCCGCCGCUGCAGGACAAGCGCCGGGCCUGCACCGCUCGGCGACGAACGGGAGCUUGCGCAGUGCGGCGGGCUUGAGCGACGGCGCGAGGACGGCGACUGGGGGCGAGCGCGACGAGCGGAUGCAGCGCGCGGUCGUCGACGCGCUGUGGAAGACGGUGCUCGAGCCGGCCAUCGAGUACACGACGAAUUUCCUCCACGCCCUCCUCGACCCGACGCCGCCAGCGCCAAUUGCCCUCCUGUCGAUGCUGCGCCUCACCGAGUCGCUCUCGUCCAUCCUCGUCGGCUCUUCAUCGCCCACAGCUACACCGCUCUCCUCGACCGCCAACUUCCCGCCCUGUCCGCCUCUCGAAACGCACCUCUCGGCGGUUCGCCUUUCGCUCCUCCAGACCUUCGCGCGCGCGCUCUCGGCCCAGGUCGACUCGCUCCGCCGCAUCAACGGCUCGCCCGCACCGGCGAGCGCGUCGGGCAUGGGCGGCCUCCUCGCGCGCGCGACGGGCGCAGCAGGUCCGAGCGCCGUCAAGGACUCGGUCGUCGCCGUCAUCGUCGGGCGGUACUGCGAGCUGUUCAACGCGGCGGUGGCGCUCCUCGCGCAGGGGCAGGACGAGGACGGGCUCGACAAGCUCAUCGCGUUCCAGGCGAGCAAGAUCCCGGACCCGGUCAAGGCGCAGGCGUUCCUCCGCGCUCAGUGUGACGAGCUUCUCCAGGGCCUCAGUAGCACCGCCCGCACCGCCCAGGCCACGCCCGCCUGCUCUGCGUGGCGCGCGUUCUCGUGCGCCGCCGUGCGCGCUGCUCCUCCCCCAGGAGCUUCUUCCUCCGGAGCCAAGGCGUCGUCGUCGGCCGCACCGGGCACCGACGCCCUCGUCGAGCUGCUCGAGGACGUCGAGAGCAGCAGCCCAUCGGCCGCGCAGGAGCUACAGAACCAGACGUCUGUCCUCCGCCACCUGUCGCGCAACCAGGUCAUCUCGCCUCAGCACCUCUCGCCUCGACACCUCCUCGUCCCGUACCAGCCCCGCCCCAACUUCAGCCAGGCGCACCCGCUCGGCCCGCCAACCUCGUUCGCCGAGACGCACGACCCCUUCGUCCGGUACGGCCUCGACCCGCUGCGCGACGCGACGACCAACCCGUUCGUCCUGAGCGAGUUUGUGACGAGCAUGGGCAAGAUUAAGAGCCGGGGCAAGACGGGCCUGCAGCGCAAGAGCCAGAGGAGGGUCGGCAAGGCCGUGCGCCGCGCCAGGAGCAUGGGCAUCAUUCCGACGUUCGGCAUCAGCGUGCCGGGCGCCGGCGGCAACUACUAGACGGGCGACGGUGCAGUCGAACAAUGCAGGCCGUUCUUCUCGCGG